AUGGACGAAGUCGCACGGCGAUCCUACACUACCGGUGUUAUGAUGGAAGACGGGGUAGACACAUGUGGCUAUCAUCAGGCUGCUACGGAAAAUGACAGAGGGACGAGCUGCAGCAGUGUUCCCAUACAAGGAUUACACGACAAGCCAAUACCGGACGCCACGCUCGGAAAUAUAGGGAGGUGGUCGAGAGUAGUCGAACAUCGAUACAUCAACAGACAUUAA
Danaus chrysippus (African queen) is the source of this 222-nucleotide messenger RNA. NCBI's taxonomy places the organism in Eukaryota, Metazoa, Arthropoda, Insecta, Lepidoptera, Nymphalidae. The record is from the annotation of a GenBank genome assembly.